UUAAGUUGACGAUCUUCACUGCAUGUGGCUUUUCGUUUUUCUCAGACAUCCCACGAGCUUCAAUCCCAAUUUCAAUUCUUUUGCUUUUCAUCUACAAUUCAAUUCUCUGCAUCUGCGCAAUUUCUUUGAUCUUGAUAAUUAUGGCUCUUGAAACAUGGCUAAUCAAAGUCAAGAAAACCAUAUCCCACAGCUUUGAUUCAGCUCGUGUUACCCCACCAACCAAAACUUGUUCUGUAAUCAAGAGAUCCAGGAUCGGAGUUUUGGCCUUUGAGAUUGCCGGAAUCAUGCCCAAGCUCACCCACAUGUGGCGCUUUCUCUCCGACCAAACUAUGGCUCGUCUUCACAAUGAAUCCAUAUGCCUGGAAGGUGUUCGGAAAAUUGUCUCAAACGAGGAUGCUUUCCUUCUUGGCUUAGCCUGUGCAGAAAUGGUCGAGAAUCUCAGAGUCCUCGCCAAGUCUGUGUCCAGACUAAGCAAAAGGUGCCAGGACUCGAGCCUCAGGUGCUUUGGGACAGCUUUCGAUGGGUUUGCAAACAUGGGUCAUGACCCUUAUGGCUGGAUUCUAAGCUUGAAAGAAAUGGAGGGUAAAACCAAGAAGAUGGAGAGAUACGUUGCAGCCACUGCUACACUUUACAGGGAGAUGGAUGAGCUAACUGUGAUACAGAAUAAUCUGAAGAAAUCAUUACUGUGUAGUAACAGUAAAAAGGAUCAUCAGCAUCAAGAUGUGUCUUCACAGAAGAUUCUUCAUCUCCAACAAAAGCUCCUUUGGCAACAGCAAGAAGUCAAGUAUGUAAAAGAGAAAUCUUUAUGGAACACAAGUUUUGAUUCAGUAACUUCAUUGCUGGCCACAUCAAUCUUCACAAUUCUUUCAAGAAUCAAGCUUGUUUUCAGUAUCACCCAUGGCUAUCCCACCUCCCUCCCUCACAGCCUUUCAGCCUCAGCUACUGUAUACCCAUCUGAUCAAACCUCAAAUUCUUGGGAUAUUGUACCCGGGCCAUUGAUAAAGAGCUCGACCCAUCAACAUAACAACAAUAUCUCACAUGGGUUUUUCGAGACAAACUCAAAGAUGCUAAAGCCAUCAUCUGGCACUUUAGGAACUGCUGCUUUAGCUUUGCAUUAUGCUAACUUGAUCAUUGUGAUGGAGAAGAUGAUAAGAUCACCCCAAUUGGUCGGUCUUGAUGCAAGGGAUGAUCUUUAUUCAAUGUUACCUAAUAGCAUACGAUCUUCACUUAGGGGACGACUGAAAGGUAUUGGGUUCACAGCGAGUGAUCCAGUACUUGCAGGAGAAUGGAGAGAAGCUUUAGGGAAGAUAUUGGGGUGGCUGUCACCAUUAGCACAUAACAUGAUCAAAUGGCAGAAUGAAAGGAGCUUUGAACAUCAGAAUCUCGUGCCAAAAACAAACGUUCUUCUUCUGCAAACGCUGUUUUUUGCGAACCAGGAGAAAACUGAGGCUGCCAUUACUGAGCUCUUAGUUGGUCUAAACUAUAUCUGGAGGUUUGAAAGAGAGAUGAAUGCCAAGGCCUUGUUCAACUGCACCAACUUCAAUUCGAUCAAGAAUCCGCAGCAUACCAGAUAAGUAAAGAAAUGCUUUCAUUCUUCCCUUUCUUUUUCAUCUGUAGAUUAGUAUUAUUUAUAAUCUCAAUCGUUAUGUAUAUUAAUUGAUAGCAGCUUAAUUCAGAUCUGCAAAGAUUUGUUUUAGCUCCCUAAAGUGAUCUGUAAAAUGUAACACUAUGUUUCUAAAUGAUAUGAUUUGAGUC
Cynara cardunculus var. scolymus (artichoke) is the source of this 1755-nucleotide messenger RNA. RefSeq lists its product as uncharacterized. Gene Ontology annotation, biological process: positive regulation of growth. Bases 141 to 1574 code for a protein of 477 amino acids. Lineage: Eukaryota; Viridiplantae; Streptophyta; Magnoliopsida; Asterales; Asteraceae. The transcript has a single exon. The record is from RefSeq and is a predicted model, not a curated record.